GUGCCGACAUCGCAUCAGUCGCAAAGUAAAAGUGAUUGGGAAUUGAGUUUCGCUAAUAAAUUCAUAGUUUUAUUAAUAUUACAAGGAUGACCGAUUACAAGCUAAUAAUUAUUAGCGUUACAUUUUUAUUGAUUUCAAUCGUUUCGACGGAAGCAAAUGAAAGUCUUUGUAACAAAACUGUAACUGAAACCAAAUACAGAGAUGAAAUUGAGGAAUAUACGACGCUGGAAAUGGUCGAUGUCAAGUGCAAACGGACCUUCUCGAAUCUUUUCAAGAAGAAAAAUUGUCCGGAAUUGAGAAAUGUGACAAAGGAAAGGACAAUUCAAGUGCCUUAUGAAGUGACAAAAGUGGUCAAAAUUUGUUGUUCCGGAUAUGAACGAAAGGGCAGAAUUUGUGUUCCCGUGUGCCAACGAGUGUGUGAAAACGCAAAAUGUACAGGGCCGGAUACUUGCACGUGUAAAGAGGGUUACAAGCAUUUCAGCCCUUAUCGAUGUGUACCCGCUUGUGAAAAUUGCGUUCAUGGUCAUUGUAUUGCUCCGGGAGUGUGUGAUUGUUACAGAGGGUAUCAACAAAUUGAUGGAGUAUGUCAACCAAUUUGUGAUCCCCCAUGCAAAACUGGAGUCUGCACGGAACCAAAUGUCUGUGAUUCGAACAUUGAAGCCAGCUCAACGACCGAAAAACAAGCCGACAUUGAAUAUUCAGGCGAAAUUACUCCUCCUCACUCUUAUGAGGAUCAUUCAGAAGACUAUGACGAUCAUUCUGAAGCAAAUUCGGCAACUUUUGACGAUUACAGUGACGAAAUCAUCAAAGAAACGCCCCUCAUAUCGUCUGAAAUGCCAAAAAUCGAAGCUACAACUCCUAAAAUCCAAUUCUCAUCGCCUUCGAAUCCAUGUCCCGAAGGUCUCGCGCUCGACAGUCACGGCGAAUGUCGUUUGCAAUGCGAGAUCGAUUGUCAAUUCGGCACCCAUGACGACGGAAAAUGUCUUUGCAACGAAGGUUUCCGUAAUUCUCCCGUCAAUCCGUGCGUUUGCGAGCCGCAUUGCGAUCACGAAUGCUACAACGGACUUUGUACCGGCAACAAUACGUGCUUGUGCGACGAAGGAUACAAUUUGAAUCCGGAAGACAAAUUCACCUGUUUGGACAGCAAUACGUGUCAUUGCAUCAAUGGCGAUUGUGAGGAUGAAGAUAACUGCGAUUGUUGGAGUGGCUACAAAUUGGAGUACAGUGAGCGGAAUUAUCAUCGAUGUGCGCCGUUGUGUGGCGAUACGAAGAAUCCCGAAGGUUGUGUCAAUGGCGAUUGUAUUGCGCCGUUUUUGUGUCAGUGCAAGGAAGGGUUUAUCAAAGGACCGGUGAAUAAUUUUACUUGUUAUGCUGAUAUGGAAUGCGGGGAAUGCAUCUCGAAGGGACUGAAUUGCUUGCCAGCGUGUUAUACGACAACAACGACAUCAACGACGACAACAACAACGACUGAAGCAAGCACAACUGAACAUGAUUGGAUCACUUCGUCAGAUUAUGAAGACGAAAAUUAUCGAUGGAUGGACAGAAUUAAUUCAACUUGGAACGAAACUAACUACGAAUAUGAAGAGGAACCUUAUCCAAUCUACAAUAACAACUUACUCACAUUGUAUUCAUCAAUGUUGAUCGGAUUUCUUCUCAUCAUCAUUGGAAUAGCCCUUCUUCUGAGACGUCUCAAUAAACCAGUUGACUACGAUGUCAAUCAACGAGAACACUCGGAAAACAACGUUUAUUUCAUCAAACGACAAGAUGACAUCAAGUUAGAAAUCUAAAAAAUUUUCCAUUAAAAUCCAUUAGUUGUAGAAAAUACCGCCAUAUAGCUUAGACUGAAAUACAAUUUUUUUUACAAGAAAAACGAUUUCUGAAGGAA
Molecule: messenger RNA, 1885 nt
Organism: Culicoides brevitarsis
Lineage: Eukaryota; Metazoa; Arthropoda; Insecta; Diptera; Ceratopogonidae
Product: tenascin-like
Exons: 7
Coding region: 87-1787 (566 amino acids)
Source: RefSeq, a predicted model, not a curated record